AUGUCCAACUCGGUAAUUUCAGUUAUUUCUCGGUUCCUGGAGGAAUACACGACCAAAACAUCAAAUAAAUUGAAAGUGGUCGACGCGUACCUUUUCUACAUCUUGCUAACCGGUGCAUUGCAGUUUCUGUACUGCUUGCUGGUUGGCACCUUCCCAUUCAACAGCUUCUUGGCCGGGGUUCAUAUCAUGUGUUGGCGCCUUCAUCCUGGGAGGUAAUUGACACACUUAGCGGUCCAUUUUUUGCAUAGUAUUGUGACAUUCAGCAGUAUUGUACGUCACUGAAACAUGAAGAUAAUCAAUGGCUGCAACCAUUGUUGUAAUGGUUUCUGGUUAACCAAUCUUCUCUGUGGUCCCUCUGCCUACAGUCUGCCUGCGUAUCCAGAUCAAUCCAGAAAACAAAGGAGACUUCCUGUCCAUCUCCCAGGAGAGGGCCUUUGCAGAUUUCUUACUAGCCCACACUGUCCUGCACCUCGUG
This is a messenger RNA of Coregonus sp. 'balchen', 475 nucleotides long. The record is from the annotation of a GenBank genome assembly. Lineage: Eukaryota; Metazoa; Chordata; Actinopteri; Salmoniformes; Salmonidae.